AUGACUAAACUAUCAAAGUGGCUCAAAGGAAAUCUCAAGGAUAACGUUAAGGAAACAUUUGAAGCGACUAUCGAACAUCUGCUUAAGUUAAAACCUCCCAUAAAAAAAGGCAAUAAAAGACAGGCCUUGAUGUCUUCAUUACAAGCUUUGAUGAAAAAUGACGAAUCCGUACGUGAAGAAUACGAAUCUCUAAAUGCGUGGGUUAACGUUAAUAAUUCUGUUAGACAUAAAAAUGUGCAAUCAGUUAAACUGUU
This is a messenger RNA of Entrophospora sp. SA101, 254 nucleotides long. NCBI's taxonomy places the organism in Eukaryota, Fungi, Glomeromycota, Glomeromycetes, Entrophosporales, Entrophosporaceae. The record is from the annotation of a GenBank genome assembly.